Molecule: messenger RNA, 529 nt
Organism: Pistacia vera
Lineage: Eukaryota; Viridiplantae; Streptophyta; Magnoliopsida; Sapindales; Anacardiaceae
Exons: 3
Coding region: 26-499 (157 amino acids)
Source: RefSeq, a predicted model, not a curated record
AGUGAUGAAAUUUUAAAACAAAAAAAUGGAGCAAGAGAAGGAGAAGAACAAAGGGAGCGAGGAGAGAUGGAGAGGAGCCAUUGCUAACCUGACGGAGAUGUCUUCCAAUUUGGAGUCUCUCCAAAAACUGCUUCUCAAAAAAGCUGUUUUUGUCGAUGAAGAGACCUUCACCAAAGCCUCUCUCAGCUCUGAACAAGCCAGAACCAUCAAAGUUCUGGAGCAAAGAGUAGAGACUCUGGAAAGAGAGCUAGAUGCUGCCAUUACAGCUGCUGCUCAUGCUCGUUCAGAGAAAAGACACGCUGAGGCAGCACAAAAAGCUGCUGAAUUACGUGCACAAGAGAUAACAAGAGAGCUUGAGAAUACCACAAAGGUUUUUGAAUUGCACACAGAAGAGUUGCGUGCAAAGCAAGAAGAAAUCUCAAAGCGUGAUAAUGAAAUUAAGCUCCUGGAAGCUAUAAUUCAGACACUUGGUGGAAGAGAGUCGUUCUCAAGUGGGUAAACAAUUGUCUUGUACUUUGUUGCUAUAUAU